GCCAGCCGCCGCCGCGGCCGUCCGCGAGUGUUGUCUCGGUGUCGCUUUGGGGUGGUCGUGUUACGUGCUCGUCUUAGACCGUAUUCGUGAGUCGUGUAAAGAUGGUGUUAGCAACGGAGCCCGAAGAGAGGUGUCACUACGGCUACAAGAAGGAUCUCCGCACGGCGCUGCCGCAGCUCCUCGCUGUCAGUGUCAAGAACCUUCUGCUUCUAGGAUAUGGAAUGACGCUGGGGUUCCCCACCAUCCUCAUCCCGGCUGUGAAAGAUCCAAUGGAAGGGGAGGUACUGCACUUACAAAACUCGGAAAUAUCAUGGAUCAGCUCCAUAAACUUGAUAGUGGUGCCCAUCGGGUGCGCGCUGUCAGGCUCGGUGACGUCACCGCUGGGCCGGCGGCGCGCCAUGCAGUUCGUCAAUCUGCCCUUCUUCAUCGCCUGGCUGGUCUUCCACUUCUCGAAGACCACCUCACACUUGUAUACCGCGCUGAUAUUGACUGGUUUGGCGGGCGGUCUUUUGGAGGCACCCGUGCUGACAUACGUAGCGGAGAUCACGCAGCCGCACCUCCGCGGCGCGCUGUCAGCCACCAGCUCGAUGUGCAUCAUCAUCGGAGUCUUCACGCAGUUCCUCUUCGGCCUGAUGCUGUACUGGCGCACUGUUGCUCUUGUUAACAUCGUGUUCACGGUUCUAGCAGUGGUGGCUUUAUGCUUCGUACCCGAGUCUCCUCAUUGGCUCGUCUAUAAGAAACGUUAUAAUGAAGCAAGACAGAGUCUGCAAUGGCUGCGCGGUUGGACUGCCGCGGCCAAUGUUGAAACAGAACUGAGAGACAUCGAGGCUCUUUAUAAGAAAAAGAAAGAGGCGGAAGGCGAGGAGGAGACGCUGUGGUCGCGGAUAUCCCUCUACACCGAGAGGAGUUUCCUCAUGCCCUUCUUCCUGGUCAGCUACGCGUUCUUCGUGGGACACUUCAGCGGCAUGACCACGCUGCAGACGUACUCGGUGUCGAUAUUCCAAAUGCUGGAGGCGCCGAUCGACAAGUACUACGCGACGCUGAUCCUGGGCCUGCUGCAGAUCGCCGGCUCGCUGGCCUCCGUGUCGCUGGUGCACUGCGCCGGCAAGCGCCCGCUCACGCUGCUGUCCACCGCCGGCGCCGGCCUCGUGUGCCUGCUGGUUGCCGGCUACGACGUCUACAUACUGACGACCAUGGAAGUUGGUGUAGAUGUUAUACCAGAAAUCGUGAAUAUUACAACUACAGCGAGUACCGGCGUUAUGACUAUGAAUAAUCCCACCGCUUGGAUCCCCACGACUCUGCUGAUGCUGCUGGCUCUGAUCACCCACACGGGCAUCAGGCUGCUGCCAUGGAUCCUCAUUGGAGAAGUAUUCAGCGCUCGCACGCGGUCGGGCGGCGCGGGGCUCGCCAGCGCGGUGGGCUACAUCUUCGGCUUCCUCACCAACAAGCUGUACAUCAGCAUGGUGGACACGCUGUCCAUCUGGGGCACCUACGGGUUAUAUGGGAUCGUGAGUCUGUCCGGGUGCGUGGUGUUCUACUUCAUCCUGCCGGAGACGGAGGGCAAGAAACUCAAUGACAUUGAGAACCAUUUCGCGGGCUUGAGAAGGCUCACUAACAAGGUGUAUCGCUCUAAGAAACUGCCACCCCCUGAGAUAACGAAGAUAAGCGAGUUAAAGGGCAACUCCAACCCUACGUUCGAUGGAGACGCCACUUAUAUAUAAUUAUUGCAUUUUUACCGAAUUUGACUCAAAGUCUCGUAAUUUUCAAAUCUUUAUGUCUAUUUAGGUUUUUAGAAUUGUGCUGUGUUUAGAUAAAUAAUUUUAUGAUUGACUUCGUGUUAAAGUACUGGAAUUGUUUAUACUUUGACAAUUCUUUUAAUAAAAUUGUUUGAAUAUUAACAUAGAUAAUUAAAAACAAAUGGGUUAAUUGACAAGAAUUGUAAAUAAGUGUAUAAGUUGUUCAUGUAUUUUGUUCGAAGUAUUUGAUUGUGUCAUAAAUUGUCUGUGAUCAUGAUUUUUUUAAUUUAUUAAGGUCGUAAUUUACUUAUUUUCAAUAUUUAUUAAGUGAAAACUAUUUAUACUUUUUUAAAACCUUUAGGUAUUAUUAAUGUAAAAUCAAACUUGAUGUUUGAUUAAGAAUUGUUAAUGUACUAAAUUAUUGAAACGUUUUAUGUUAUUUGAAUGAAAUGCAUUUUCCUGUUAAAAACGUCUACGAAACUUUUAAAUACAUAAAAUUUAAGUUUGAAAAAUCAGAUGUUUUGCGCGAAGUGACAGUAGUACCCACCUCAACGCUUCGCUUAUGAGGCGUGCAAUACUGGUCAUAAAUCAGUAUACGUAUAUUAUUUCAUAGUUUUAGGAACUAUAUUUUACCCUGUUACCUACUCCUAGAAAUCUUCUAUCUUUUGUCAUCAGUCUUUUAACUAAUCUAUGUAUUUCUACUUUAAUAUAUAGGUACCAUGUAUUUCUUUAUUUUUUGGUUAUGUAAUUUGAUAGAUCUAUUUCUUUUUUGUUAUAUAAAUAUACUUGGAAAAUUCAACUUUUCAUCCACUCAGUAUUUUUGUAAGUAAUUUACAUCCCGCAAUAAUAUGUUAAUAUUACACUCAGGAGAAAAUAAUUUUGGCAUAAGUUUUAUUUUUCAAGGCUAUUUUCACGACUUAGAGAUAAAGUUUCGGACGUUGUCCUUUCUUUGCGCGAACUGUUAAACACUUGAAUGUAACCCUUAGUUAAGUUUCUUAAAUUUUGGCGAAAAUAUAUUAAGAUUUUCUUUCAUAAAAGCCCCAACAACAACUUCACACGUGCUAUCGUGACCAAGGUAAACAUAGAUUCAUUUUUAUAUUACAUUUGUCAUAUUAACAGACAGAAAAGCUCAACAAAAUAUAUCAGAAGUUGUGAAACUGGCCUUACAUUCAUGCAAAUACACGCUAAAUGAGACAUUUCAAAAGUUAUAAUGGGUCAAAUGUUUGCCGCCGGUGCACUGUCAGGAGCGACAAGUUUGCUGAGCGGUUCCAAUGUUCACUUUAGGGGUGCGAGUCGGUUAAUUUACAAGAAUACUUGAACAUUUUCAAUGCGUUAUAUUUUUCUCAAUGUUCUCAAAGUUUCCUUUAUGUAAAGACGUUAAAUAACGUCUCACAAAUUGUAAUUCUUUACUUAGUAACUACAUUCCAAUAUGUGAUCAGAUUAUUAAUAAAUUUAGGUAAUACGGAUAUAAGUUAACUCUUUAUUACGGCUACAUUUAUAAAUAUUAAAUGCCCCAUCGAACGGUGUGAUGCGAAUGUUUUCGAUGAUUUAUACUAGGUAUAUAAGCCGCUAGAGUAUUUCAUUCAAGUACAAUUUAUGGGAAAAUAUUGAUUUUAGAAGCGUGAAUUUUAUAAUUUGAAACAGGGUUCUUUUUUAUAGUAUGUUUAUUUUUUUUUGUAAUUUUAAUACACUGGACGUAUAUAAGAACAGUUGUAAUGAAUUCUGAAAUAAGUAAACUAAUAGUUAGUGUUAGUCUUAAUUAAUUUAAUGAUAUAAUUUAAUUACCAUUUUUAUAAUAUUUAUAUUAUACGCACAAAAUAGCACAUUAAAAUGUACCUACUUUGUAUUAUACGAUUAUAGAUACUUUGUAAAUAUUAAAAAAUAUUCCAUCGA
Messenger RNA from Colias croceus (clouded yellow), 3629 nucleotides. RefSeq names its product facilitated trehalose transporter Tret1-like. Gene Ontology annotation, biological process: transmembrane transport. The coding region runs from base 102 to 1721 and encodes 539 amino acids. Gene Ontology annotation, cellular component: membrane. NCBI's taxonomy places the organism in Eukaryota, Metazoa, Arthropoda, Insecta, Lepidoptera, Pieridae. The transcript is spliced from 14 exons. The record is from RefSeq and is a predicted model, not a curated record. Gene Ontology annotation, molecular function: transmembrane transporter activity.